AUACAUUUCUUCACUGCUCAGCGAAGCGACACAGCCGCCGCCGUUUCCUCGUCUCCCAUCUUCAUCUUCCUCGCAGCGCCGGGACUCCAUCUUCCGCUUCCUCCCUUACUCGCGCUCGGCACGCAGGCGACGGGAGCGGCGCUCAGGCUCGGGCUCUCAGCGGCGACUUCAGCGGCUUCCCCUCCCGCAUCGCGCCCUCGCCUCCGGUCCUCCGCACAUCGGCCGGUGAUCCUGCUUUAAGAUGUCAGAAGCACUCGAGAAAGAUAAAGAAAUUGAUGAAGAGGAAGAGGAGUAUGUAUUGCUAGAGUUGGACAAUUGUCUUUAUUCAGACAUGUCGCCAGGUGCUCCGUUCGUACUCUCCGGUUUGGAUACAUUGACGCCUACCUUGAUAAUAGGUGACAGUCUUAAGAUGAUCGGAGAAUAUGAAGAAACUAUUGGCACCUGCUAUCUAUUCUCUGAAACUGAAGCUGAACCGAAACCUACAAGUAAUGAGAUGGCACCUUCUGAAGAAAACACAGACAAACAAGUUAGCAGCAGUAAGGAAGCGCCGUCGAAGGAGGUGAACCAUCUCGCCAGCGUUCAAAAGAUCCUCAAAUUUCGGCCAAUCAAUGCGGAGCAUUCGCAGCAUCGAGCAUAUCAGCACAAGGACAAGGAAUUCUAGAAAAAAAUUGUAGCUGGCUAUCUGCCGUUAUCUUCUUCAUUGGCCAUCCAAACGAGGUGGUUUGUACACUUUGCUUUGUUCUAUACAUAAUCUGAUCUAUUGUAUCGAUC
Messenger RNA from Zea mays, 771 nucleotides. RefSeq lists its product as uncharacterized. The record is from RefSeq and is marked validated. The transcript is spliced from 5 exons. Gene Ontology annotation, cellular component: transcription factor TFIIIC complex. Lineage: Eukaryota; Viridiplantae; Streptophyta; Magnoliopsida; Poales; Poaceae. Gene Ontology annotation, biological process: transcription by RNA polymerase III. Bases 242 to 661 code for a protein of 139 amino acids.